AUUUUUUUUUAACCUCAGUGUCUGAGGCCCAGAAGAAGGAGGAGGAGGAGAGCGAUGGCGAACCGGACGGUGAAGGACGCGCACAGCAUCCACGGCACCAACCCGCAGUACCUGGUGGAGAAGAUCAUCCGCACCCGCAUCUAUGAGUCCAAGUACUGGAAGGAGGAGUGCUUCGGACUCACAGCUGAACUGGUUGUGGACAAAGCCAUGGAACUGCGCUACACGGGUGGCGUUUACGGCGGAAACAUUAAGCCCACACCGUUCCUGUGUCUGACUUUGAAAAUGCUGCAGAUACAGCCUGAAAAGGACAUCAUCGUCGAGUUUAUCAAAAACGAAGACUUCAAGUAUGUGAGGUUGCUGGGAGCUUUGUAUAUGAGACUAACUGGAACUGCUAUAGAUUGCUACAAAUACCUUGAACCACUGUACAAUGAUUAUCGAAAAAUAAAAAGCCAAAAUAGAAAUGGAGAAUUCGAGCUAAUGCACGUGGAUGAAUUUAUUGAUCAACUGCUUCAUGAUGAACGUGUGUGUGAUAUCAUUUUACCUAGACUACAGAAACGGUAUGUCCUUGAAGAGGCUGAACAACUGGAACCACGGAUUAGUGCUUUGGAAGAGGAUAUGGAUGAUGUAGAGUCUAGUGAAGAUGAGGAAGAGGAGGAUGAAAAGCUGGAGAGAGCUCCCUCACCUGAUCACAGGCGAAGAGGCUACAGAGAUCUAGACAAACCCCGCAGAUCUCCAACUAUGCGUUACAGGAGAAGCCGAAGUAGAUCUCCUAGAAGGCGAAGCCGCUCUCCAAAGAGGAGAAGUCCAUCACCACGUCGGGAAAGGCAUCGCAGUAAGAGCCCAAGGCGACAUCGAAGUAGAUCUAGGGAAAGACGCCACAGAUCAAGAUCUAAAUCUCCAGGGCAUCACCGUAGCCACAGACACCGCAGCCAUUCCAAGUCCCCAGAAAGAUCCAAGAAGAGUCAUAAAAAGAGUCGUCGAGGAAAUGAAUAACCUUAAGUACUUCAUGAAUCUCAACCAGGUUGCUUUGGUAGCUAAUCCUUUUUGUAUUAGUUUUUUGUUUUUUGUGGGGUUUUUUUGCAGAACAUGGUGUUAUUCAAUGUUUUGUUUUAAGUUAAGGGGAAUGUGUAUGUUCUGGUCAUAUUGAGAGUUUGGAAAUGCUAUAAAAUGCAGAAUCCCUCAGCCAGCAGGGUUAUAGUAGCUGAGACAUUCUAGAAGUUACAGGUGAGAAAAGUACAAUUUCCAAGCUCCAAUCACAUCUAUGCCUCCUAAAACAUAAUUGUGUUAUGCUAAGAGGUAUGAAGUUUAAAAUUUCUUUGAACCUCAGUGCUUACUUACUAUACUAUCAAGAUAAAGCACUGUUUAAAUUUAUUUCAAAACCUAUUAAAGUUUUGUCUAUCUGAAAUUUGUAAAAAAAAGUCUUGAUUUGUAUGUAAUUUUAACAGAGCAACAAGCUGUCAGAAGUUAAUUCUGCAGUUAUUUUUAAUCGCUGGGGGAAAAUACUACUGUUGUGAUUUCUUUAUUAAAAAUGUUUGAUAAAAAAGCUACAGUAUGUCCUGUAUGUAUUUCAGCUCCACCAGAGGGGAUUGAUUUAAAUGAGGAAAUUUUUACAAAAGAGGAGAAUGAACUGUUAGAGAAAAGAAUUACAAAUAGUUUUGACUAUUUUUAAUAUGUAUCAUUUGUAUGCCUAUACAAAUAUAGGCAGGCAGAACCUAUGAAUUUAACAAGUUAUGUUUCAGAAUAGGUUUGUAGACUUGUAAACAUGGCCAAGUUUAGACUUAUCUCAUGGCUAAGCGAUAUAAUUGGGUUGUAUGCCUAGACCCUCCAGUUGUCUACUAAUCAGGCAAGUUGUACCAUCAGACACGUACAAAAUCCUAAACAAGAACACAGUAUAUGGCAUUCAGAAAUAUUGAAGUAGGAAAUUGUCUGGAUUUUCUAAGUAUAUUUGCAUUUCGCUUUUGCUUUUACUGUUGUAAACCAAUGAAACACCGCAUAACCAUUUCUGGCAAGUUUGCAUACUCAGUUGCCAACCUAGGUUGACCCAGAAAAUAAUAGGUCACCUAGUUUGCAGUAGUAAAAAGGUCAACAUCAAAACCACAUAUACAGAAAAAGUAAUCUUUAUUUUGAUUUCUAAUUUUGCAAUUUAUUUUUUUUUCUUUUUAAAAAGUUUUUGGCACUACAUUGUUCUGUAAAGAAAUGACAAUCUUUAACAGAUGAAAUCCCUUUCUAAUUUCUUUUAGAACAAUAGAUAUAAAGUCUGAACCAAAGUAUGAAUAAAGCUAAUAGAAAAUAAACAACUUAAUUUUAAAAACUCUCUUUACAGUUUACCAAGGUAAAAUAAAACACAGUUCCCCUUAAAAAUAGGGUAAUAAAAUAGAUGACAUUUAUCACUUAUUCUUGUGAUAUUGGUAAAAACUAUAUUUUAUAUCUAUGUACAAAUGAUACAAUUAAAAACAAUUUUAAAUAAUCUCUUAUCUAAGCAUGUUGCAAUAAGAUUUUAAUCCAUAACCUGAUUUUUCCCAUCCCACUUAUACAAACUUCAUUUUUUCUGUUGAAUAAAAUUCACGUUCAAGUGUGGAUGUCCUUGAGACAGAAGUGAAAAGCGCUGGUUAUUCUGCAUCAGUAAGCCAGCUAGAGAAAAAAAAGUUUAUAAUUAUUUUAGCAAGUAUCACUUAAUGUCGCUGAAUUUAACAAACUGAUGCAAAAGCAAGUUUUAAGCUCCCCGUAGCGGGUGAUGUGUUCAUUCUGCCCCUGUUGAUGCUAGCUGAAUUUUUUUAUCAGAUUUUUAAAAAAACAAUUCUACCUUCUACUGUCAGUGGCUGAACAGAAUGAUACUCCUAAGAAGUACAUAUGAGACGUCAUUAAAGGUAGAACUUGCAUGAAGUAGGUUCAUGCCGUUUUUUCCCCUAUGAGCAAAGACAUUCCUUUAUUCACAGAAAGAAAACCUGCAGUGAGCAGGCAGUACACAACAAAGAGGGAGGUGUCUGCUGUAGAUCAGCAAUAUCAGCCAAAAUUUCUUCCCACAGGAGGAAGGGAUGUCAUUUCAAGAUAUAAUUGAAAAUCAUCCCAAAUCUGUAAAAAGUAGUGUUAGAAAUAUGAUUUU
This is a messenger RNA of Sceloporus undulatus (fence lizard), 3103 nucleotides long. It is a transcript of the gene PRPF38A, whose product is annotated as pre-mRNA processing factor 38A. Lineage: Eukaryota; Metazoa; Chordata; Lepidosauria; Squamata; Phrynosomatidae. Gene Ontology annotation, cellular component: precatalytic spliceosome. The record is from RefSeq and is a predicted model, not a curated record. Bases 55 to 993 code for a protein of 312 amino acids. The transcript is spliced from 10 exons.